This is a messenger RNA of Lampris incognitus (smalleye Pacific opah), 5193 nucleotides long. It is a transcript of the gene rpgrip1l, whose product is annotated as RPGRIP1 like. The coding region runs from base 114 to 4031 and encodes 1305 amino acids. Gene Ontology annotation, biological process: non-motile cilium assembly; retinal rod cell development. Lineage: Eukaryota; Metazoa; Chordata; Actinopteri; Lampriformes; Lampridae. Gene Ontology annotation, cellular component: photoreceptor connecting cilium. The record is from RefSeq and is a predicted model, not a curated record. The transcript is spliced from 26 exons.
GUCGCUGCGGACUGUGAAGCUGGGCAAAAGUGGAAGCAUAUACUCCAAACUCUUGGGGGCUGUGUUGGAUAAAUGGAGGAGCUCUGAACUAACAUAACCUGUCGGGAUGCAACAUGUCCUUGUUCGCUGACGAGACAGCAGCGGAUGAGCCGGUCAGAGACAUCAACCUCAGCAUCUUCCAAACCGCAGCUGGACCACAAGAGUCAUCAGUGGGUUACAAUGCUCGAGCACGGCAGGACAUAUCACGGGUGCCCAGAGAAGAGAUGGAGGACAGAUUCCUGCGCCUCCAUGAUGAGAAUUUGCUGCUUAAACAGCAAAUCCACGGUCACGAAGACAAGAUCAAGAGGCUGGCCACUAAACUGCUGAAGCUGGUGAAGGACAGGCGCCGCCUGGAGCAGUUGGCCCUUGGCGGGGCCGGGGCCCAUCCUGUCCACAAGGUGCGGGACGUGGAGAUGGAGGAGAUGAUGGAGGAGCUCCAUGACAAGGUUCGGAAGCUGCAGUCUGAGAAUGAGGGGCUGAAGCAGCGCCUCCUUGUGGCCAAGCAGCAGCUUCAGGUGCAGAGCAGGAGGCCCACCCCUUACGGCCACGUCCAGUCACGCAUUGAUACAGGGCUGAAGAGACUGCAGGAGGACACGCCCAGUCCAUCUCCACUGCAUCCGAGAAGUAUGAGGAGUGUGGAGGGCAGCAGCAGACCUCCAGCAGGGCUUCCCCGAUACGGACACAGCCUGUUGGAGGAUGCCAGGGCAGAGAUUCGCAACCUAGAAAAUGUAAUUGAGACCCAACAAGGCCAAAUGGAAGAGAUGGAGCAAGCCUCCGAGCUCCUGCGGGAUCAACUGAGGAGAAAGGAGACAGAAUAUGAGGAAACCCUCCUGCAGCUCCGUCAGCAGCAGACAGCUGGACAGAGGUCCACCGUCAGCAGCAAUGUGACUAUGAUCAGACUUCAGAAGCAACUGGCUGAGAGGGCUAAUGCCUUAACGGUGCUUGAGGGCAGGUUCCUCCAGCUGCAGGAGAGUCAGAAGACAAUGAAGGCCAGCCAUGACGCAUUGAUGGCCAAAGUGGAUGAGCUCACAGGCCAGCUCAAAGACGAGAGACUAAAGAGCCUGGGUCUGGAGAGCCAGAUUCAGAACAUGUCCUUCUCUAAGAUCAGGAUAGAGGAGAUGCAAGAGCAAAUUAAUGAUCUGAUGAAGGAGAGGGACCUUCUGAAGGAGAGUUGUGAUAAACUGGUCAACAGUGCGUUUGAUGUCUCUCGGGAACAAAAAUGGCGUGUGCAGGAGCAGCAGCUGAAGCUACAGAUUGCCCAGCUAGAGAUGGCUCUGAAGGCUGACCUCACCGACAAGAAUGAAAUCCUGGACAAAAUUAAGGCUGAGAGAGAUAUAAAUGAGAAUUUGACGCAAGAGAAGAAACAGCUGCACAUCCAGUUCCUGGAGCAGAAACAGCAGCUAGAUGAGCUAAAUGACCGUAUGAAGUUCUUCACUAAGGAGACUGAGCUAGACAUGUCAGAACUCUCUGAGGCACUGAUGCUUAUCAAGGUACGUAAAUCCCAGAGGAGCGGUGAGUUGGGCUUCCUGGAAGAGUUGGAGGAUGAAGCACAGGGCAAUACAGAACGUUCUGUCAGGGAGCUUCGAGCCGCACAUGCUGAGACCAUCCAGGAGCUGGAGAAGACCAGAAACAUGCUCAUCAUCGAGCACAAGAUCAGCAAAGAUUACAAGGCGGAGCUUGAAGCUGUGACACGGAAGAUGGAUGGCGAUAAAGCUGAGUACCAGCUGAAGUUGGAUCGCAUGGCAAAGCUACUUGACACCAGGGCAGCAAAAAUCAAGAAACUCGAAGCUCAACUCAAAGAUAUUGCUUACGGCACCAAAGCCUAUGUCUUCAAACCUGACAUCACAGAUGAGGACAUGGCUGAUGAGUUUGAUGAAACGGUUCACCUUGAACGUGGGGAAAACCUUCUCGAAAUCCAUAUUGGCAGUGCCACCUUCUUUCCGUCCGCCCUGGAGGCUCUCGGUGACCGUGAGCCCUCCACAUUCUGCACCUACGGCUUCUAUGACUUUGAGCUGCACUCCACUCCAGUGAUCAUGGGCGAGAGGCCAGACUAUAGUUUUACGUCUCAGUAUGUGAUUCGUAUGGAUGACUUCUUCCUGGAAUACCUCCAUACAUGUUCGGUCACAUUGGAGAUGCAUCUGGCAAUGGGGUUGGACUUCCGUACACUGGCAGCUGGGCAGCUUCAACUGCAGCAGCUCCUGGAGCAAGACAGCAAGGUCCAUGGGACAGUGCAGCUGAUUGGUGUAUCUGGUGAGAUGCAGUCCUUUGGUUCUGUGGACUACUGGAUGAGACUGAGGGUACCAAUGCAACAGACUAUCGGUCUGUUCAAAGAGAGGGUGAAGGCCUUGCGCUACAUCAGUUCUGUGCUGGUGGAGGAGGAGCAGCUGACGUCACCCGACAGCAGCUCCAACAUACUCAGCAUCACCAUCCAGUGCUGCAGCAGACUGCCAUCUCAGGCCUCCCAGCAGCCCAGUCCCUAUGUAGUAUACAAAUUCUUUGACUUCCCCGACCACGAUACCUGCAUCGUUCAUGAUUGCUGCGACCCCACUUUCCACGAUCAUGUGCCUUAUGCGGUUACUAUUGACGCCGACCUGGAUCGAUACCUUAAGUCCGAGGCCCUGCAGCUUUAUGUGUUUGACUUCAAGGAGGAACGGAUGGACACUUACCUGGGCAAGGCCAGGGUGCCUCUACUCUCGCUGGCCCACGACAAGGGGAUCACCGGUGUGUUUGAGCUGGCAGACCCCACUGGACAUCCUGCUGGCCAUAUUGAAGUCACACUCAAGUGGAGGUAUAUGUACCUACCUCCGCCAGACUCCACCAUGACUGUAGAACAGGCAAAGUUCAUCCCCAAAGAGAAGCCAGUCAGGUUAGCUCCCACACAUGAGGAGAAACAGCACACCGUGGAAAAACAGAGGGAGAAAGAUAGAGAAGAUAGAGUUAAGGAGAGCUCAAAAGAAGAGAAGAAACCUGAGGAACUUUCUCAUGAGUCCACCUCCUCCCCUGUUGAUGCUGCCUCCAAGGCACCACUGCCAAAGCCCAGGCAGAGGAGCCAGAUAAAGGAGAGACCAAUUCCUAAAAAAGUUACAUUCCUGGAUAUCACCACUCCAGAUGAACAGGCUCAGCAUAGAAAUUUGCCAAGCCCCAUUGUGCCUCCAGAGAGGAAAGACUGCUCUAAGCUGCCAUCUUUAAUAAAGGUGGCUUCACAAAAAACCCCAGCACCUCCAUUAGUGACAAAGGAAGAGGAUGAGGAAGAGGAGUCUCACUUCUCUGAGGGACAGUUGAUACCAGAGAGCUCGCAGUCCUACUCUGACGAUUCUGAAAUUUCUGAGGAAAUUAUUCAAGAAGAUGUCAAGGAGUUCCCAGUGGGGGAGGCCGAUCAGAGUGAUUUGACUCAGUCCGACAGCGACGACUGCAUUGUUCCUGUUCAGCCCUCCGCAGGGAGGAAGGUGUCAGAGCGGAUUCGUGUGGAGAUCGUGUCCUUGAGCCUGAGGCCUGAGUCACAUGUGGCCCAGGACCACAGCAUUGUGCGUCUUUUUGUGGAGUAUUCACUCCUGGACCUGCCCUCAGAGGAGACGCCCCUGUCCCUGCCUAAGCCCCUGCCGGGACAGAGCAUCCACUACAACUACAGCAACGUAAUUCAUGUAGAUGUGGAAAACAACAGAGCGAGGCGGGAGUUGUUGAAGGGAGUCCUGGAGGGACACAAUCCUCAGAUUGAAAGUAUCCGGUUCACUUUGGUGAGCGAGCCACCAGAGGAAGAAGAGCAAGAGAGAGAAUGUGAGGAUGUGGGCAUGGCCUAUCUCAGGAUCUCUGAAAUCAUAGAGAAACAGCAGGACUUGAUUGAGACCAGCCUAAAUGUGGUGGAUGUAGAGGACAGCAGCGUAGUAGUGGGCAGUCUGAUCGUGUCUGUGGAAGGACUGGAGGCUCUGCGGUCCAUCAUAGAGGACCACACCCAUGACCACACCUCCAUCUCUUCACUCCAACCAGCAACGUAAAGGCAGCACAGAAUCACAGUUGUUUUAAUACAGCACAUUGCGCUGCACAGUACAGUAAAUAAGCAAUAAAUGUGUUGGAUGUGGUAAUACAUAGGUUCACAAUCAUAUAAAACUUCACUUAAGGACUUCACUUGGAAUGUUGCCUGAUGUUUUAUCAUAUAAAAACAUGGAACACAUGUAUAUCUGAUGGAUACUUUCAGUCAUUUUUUUAAGAUGAACCAGAUUCAGUAGUUCAGUUUCUUUCAAAUGAAACAUCUGGUUUGAAGCCAAUCAGAUGUUGUGGAAGGUAAAGUGGGUCAAUAUUCUAUUGAAUGUUUGAAUAUGAAAAUAUUAAAUAUGAAAUAAAUUAUAUUUAAUAUAUUAAUGUUAAAUAUUGAGUAUGAAAAUUCAUGGUCUGUGACGGGCUGGCGGCCUGUCCAGGGAGUCUCCCCGCCUGCCGCCCAAUGACUGUUGGGGUAGGCUCCAGCAUCCCUGCGACCCUGAGAUCAGGAUAAGCAGUUUGGAUAAUGGAUGGAUGGAAAAACUCAUGGUGCUUAAGUAAUCAGUGGAAUGGCAAGUCCAAGGAGACAGAGCAAAACAGCACAGUCAAAACAUUUGACAGUAGACAGGUGGAUUUCAGCUGUGCUGUAUAGUUGGCCAUGUCUAUGCUUUGCAUCAUUCUAUCCAGUCACUAUAUACUUAAUUAGCAAACCUCAACCGGAGAAGGGAGUGACUAGAAAUCAGCUGGUAUCGAGAUUAACUGAAAAAAAAAAACCGGCACGCUCUUGGUGCUUGACCGUCAGUGUCACUGUACAUACACAUUCAACAUGCAGAAACUGUGAGCACUGUGGAAGGAUGCACAAUUUAAAGACUUGAUACUUGAGAACCUCCUCUAUCGAUGAAUACGGUGGGAAGUUAACACCAUCCAGAAGGCAAAACAAGUGAAAAUGUGUCAUUGCUGUGGCGAAUACAUGAGCCUUAAUAUGCUGUCAUUUGUCAAGGUAGUGCAGUGUUAAAAUACACUGUCAUGCUGAGAAUGUAUUUGAUCAAUUAAUAACUUUGACAAUAUUCAAAGCUGUCCUGUCCUGCAUUUUGUACAUUACCACUACUGUGUGUGAUAUAUUUUUACCAUUAGACAGAUUUUAUGUAAAAACAUUGUUGGUGUAAUUUUAAAAAUACAGUG